AGCCUCGACUGAGAAAGUCCGGCCCGGGGAGGGGUGGGUGGCUUUUUCUGCGGCGAAGGGGGCGCAGAAGCGAUGGGUUGGAGGUGGGAAGAGAUGGCAGGCGGCAUUGCCCGGCUAGAUGCCCGCGGCAAAUAUGGCCCCAGACACCUCCUCCUCGCGUGAACGCGCUCCUCGCCGCGGGUUCGAGCAUUGGGGAAUCCCCACCGCGUGCGGCUGCCUUUCUGCAGCCGGGGGGGGGACCGAGUUCACUUUUCCUUGCCUCCUCCGCCAGGGAUCAUCGGAUCGAGGCCCGGAGCGGAGCCGUUUCCCCGUGGGAAAGAGAAACAAACAUGGACCAAGUCGCGGAGGAAGACGUCGACCCAUCGCUGAGCCCACCCCUCAGCCAAGGGACCUUCCAGGAGAUGUGGACCUCCCAAAUAGUCGAGCCGUUUUGGGUGAAUGAAUCGAAGAUGAUGGCCUCCACCCAACAAGCCAACAUCCCCUUCCCCGCGGAAGGGAACAGCUCCAUGGAUCAAACCAACUUUGGCUUGUUGGCUCCGACGGCCGCUUCUCCAUUGCCCCCUCUCGCCGAAGGCUAUCCAGUGGGAGAAGAUCUCAGCCUCAUCCAGGAUUUGGACGAAUUUUUGGGGGACCCCCAGUUCCUGCUCCAUCCCUCCAAAGAUUAUGGGACUGGGGAGAGCUGCGUCUUCCCCCCCACCGAAGACUAUCCUGGCCAGUUCGGCUUCAAUCUGGAGUUUGAGCAGUCGGGCACCGCUAAGUCGGUCACUUAUACCUUUUCGCCGCUCCUGAAGAAGCUUUUUUGCCAAAUGGGCAAAACUUGCAAAGUUUUGGUGAAGUUGACCGGGAUCCCCCCGCUCGGCUCGAUGAUCCGGGCCAUGGCCGUUUACAAGAGAUCCGAACACAUGGCCGAAGUGGUCCGGCGCUGCCCCCACCACGAACGCCACCUGGAGCACAACGAUGGGGUGACCCCCGCCGAUCAUCUCAUCCGGGUGGAAGGAAACCCCCAGACCCGUUACACAACAAACCCGGCUACCAACCGGCACAGCGUCUUGGUUCCUUACCAGAAGCCUCAGGUGGGGAUGGCGUUUACCAUCAUCUUGUACAAUUACAUGUGCAACAGUUCGUGUAUGGGUGGCAUGAACCGGCGCCCAAUACUGACCAUUCUGACGUUGGAGACAGCGCAGGGUGAGGUCCUGGGACGCCAAUGUUUUGAGGUUCGGGUUUGCGCCUGCCCCGGACGAGACCGACGAUCAGAGGAGCUCACCUUCCAGCAGAAAGCAAGAUCAUUGGAACCUACGAAAAAGGCUCCUUCGCAAGGCCAGCGUCCUUGCGGCCCCAGCAGGAGACCGGUGCAAAUCCCGCCGGAGGAAGACGAAACUGAAUGUGAAUCGGGGUGCGCAUCCGAGCCCCAAGUUUAUACGCUCGUUACUCGCAACCGCAGGCAUUACAACAUCGUAAAGGAAAUUUUAGAAGGCUUGGAGUGCAAAGAAGCUCAGCAGCGGGAGAACACCGAGGGCUGCAAAUCCGGGAAAAGCCUCCUGAAGAGCCGGAAGCGAGGAGCCAAGUUGACUUCCUCCCAUCAGAAGAAAGUCCGGGUGAAGGACGAGACCCUCGACUCCAAUUAGCGGGGUGUCUCUUACCCCACCCCCCGAACCCCUUUUUUUUUUAACCUUGUUUAUGAUUUGUUCUUUCUUCCCCCGCCAUCUUCCCUUCUCUGUUUUGACUUCCGAGGUUGCUCCCCCUGGGUUUUUGGGGUCCCCGUCAAACCCCACCCCCGAAAUAGCUGCCAAUAGCUGCUCCCCAAUCUUAGCUGGGGAUCCCCUCCUGGCUCCCAGCCUUCCUCCUCCUUUUCCAGAGUUGUUUUUUUGGGGGGGGGUCUCCACCUUCCCUUUCUUCAACAAGGGCAUGGAAGAGAGUUUUUUUGGGGGGGAUCCCCAUAUUGCAGGGGCCCCCCCACCUCAAAAGAGGUGGUCAGUUUGCCUCAGUUCUCCAUUCUCUUCCCCCCCCCCCAAAAAUUGGUUUUUUUAAAUCCCUCCCCUCGCAACACGGGUGUCAAAAUGGCCCCCUCCUCCAGAUUUCCCACCCCCUCCCCAAAUGGGGUGUCUGUGUCAUUUCUUAAAAGUUCAAUUUCGGAGAGCCGGGUGGUCAUGGCUGGUUCCUCACCCGUCUCCCUAAACCAGGGGUCUCCGACCUUGGUCACUUUAAGACUUGUGGACUUCAACUCCCAGAAUUCCUCAGCCAGCUUUGCUGGCUGAGGAAUUCUGGGAGUUGAAGUCCACAAGUCUUAAAGUGGCCAAAGUUGGAGACCCCUGCCCUAAACGGUCCUCCCUCUUCCUUUCUCCCACCAGCAAAGGGUUUGUCUAAAUUAGUUUUGGGGGUUUUUUUUGGAAGCUUGGCGAGGAUUUGAAUGUAGGACUUCAACUCCCAGAAUUCCACAGCUAGCAUUUUUUUGAAGAAGGGGAAUUCUGGGAGUUGGAAGUCUACAAUUGCUGGCAGGGGGAAUUCUGGGAGUUGUAGUCCUGGGCCUUGCCAAGGUUUUGCAAAAAAAAAAAAACCCACCCCACUGGCUGAGCUUUCUGGUUUAAUCGUUUUUAACAGCUAUAUUACUUUCUCCAUCGAUACAGUAUUAAUUUCUUUGUAGAUUAGAUUUCCUAUUUCCAUUUU
Molecule: messenger RNA, 2664 nt
Organism: Ahaetulla prasina
Lineage: Eukaryota; Metazoa; Chordata; Lepidosauria; Squamata; Colubridae
Gene: TP53
Product: tumor protein p53
Exons: 10
Coding region: 330-1625 (431 amino acids)
Biological process (GO): regulation of transcription by RNA polymerase II; apoptotic process
Cellular component (GO): nucleus
Molecular function (GO): RNA polymerase II cis-regulatory region sequence-specific DNA binding; DNA-binding transcription factor activity, RNA polymerase II-specific
Source: RefSeq, a predicted model, not a curated record